AUAAAGCCAUCCCUCACCCUCGACAAGGUUGUCUAGACGUCAUCGACAACCCCUCCCGAAAGAAGACUACGAUUAUACGCUUCUGACCUCUACAUCCAUCUGUCAUGCCUAUGGUAACCGCAGCCACCACCCUUAGACGGGCCCUCGAAGACCCCAAGUCUUUUGUCGUCGCCCCGGGCGUAUACGAUGGACUCUCGGCUCGAAUCGCCCUUUCGGUGGGCUUCGAUGCUCUGUACAUGGUAAGUGGCAACUCACCAGAUCAUCGCCAGCCAGCCCGUCCACCAGUCAGUCGGCUCACUUGUUUUGUAGACAGGUGCCGGUACAGCUGCCUCAGUCCACGGUCAAGCGGACCUGGGAAUCUGCACCCUCAACGACAUGCGUGCCAACGCCGAAAUGAUCUCCAACAUCUCCCCCAGCACCCCCGUGAUUGCCGACGCAGACACCGGCUACGGCGGUCCCAUCAUGGUUGCGCGCACAACGGAGCAAUACUCCCGAUCUGGAGUGGCCGCUUUCCACCUGGAGGACCAGGUGCAGACGAAGCGCUGCGGACAUCUGUCAGGCAAGAUCCUCGUUGACAAGGACACAUAUGUGACGCGGAUUCGGGCAGCAGUGCAGGCUCGGCAACGGAUCGGCAGCGACAUCGUAGUGAUUGCACGGACAGACUCGCUACAGACCCACGGCUAUGAGGAGAGUGUGGCUAGACUGCGCGCGGCACGGGAUGCUGGCGCGGACGUGGGUUUCCUGGAGGGCAUCACGUCCAGAGAGAUGGCCCGGCAGGUGGUGCAGGACCUGGCGCCGUGGCCGCUGCUGCUGAACAUGGUCGAGCAUGGAGCGACGCCGUCCAUUUCCGCGGCGGAGGCCAAGGAGAUGGGCUUCCGUAUCAUCAUCUUCCCGUUUGCGGCACUGGGGCCUGCCUGUGCGGCGAUGCGUGAGGCGAUGGAAAAGUUGAAAGUAGACGGGAUCCCCGGGCUAGACAAAGAGAUGACGCCACAAAUGCUCUUCCGGGAGUGCGGUCUGGACGAGAGUAUGAAGGUCGAUGCGCAGGCCGGCGGGGCGGCAUUUGACGGGGGCGUGGACUUGAAGUAGUUUUGAACUGGCCCUGUCCACCGUAUCCAGAUGGAUUUGUAAAUAUCAGGCAGCAACAAUCCAA
Aspergillus heteromorphus CBS 117.55 is the source of this 1150-nucleotide messenger RNA. RefSeq names its product isocitrate lyase/PEP mutase family protein. The record is from RefSeq and is a predicted model, not a curated record. The coding region runs from base 376 to 1086 and encodes 236 amino acids. Gene Ontology annotation, molecular function: catalytic activity. The transcript has a single exon. Lineage: Eukaryota; Fungi; Ascomycota; Eurotiomycetes; Eurotiales; Aspergillaceae.